GCCCCCACGGGGCCCUUCCUCGAGCUGAAACCUUAGUUUGUCGAGUCGUUGCCCGCUCGGACGAUCUCCACGUCUGAUUUUCUCGCUUUUGAACAUACCCUGCAUGAAUAUAUGGACGAACCCAUUCUCAGAUUCACGGCGCAAUUCCCUGUCACUGGGCCCAGGUAAGUUCUCUCUCUUCGUAGAAUCCUAUUCUCGAAUCGAAAUAGCUCUCUAGUUUUAUCCUUAAAGCAGAAUACCGCAUGGAAUUUACAUGUUUUUUCAUUUCAAUUGCUAACAUUUGACGGAAACCUCCAGUGCUCAAGCUCGGAAGUUGGAAAUUACUGGGAAAAAGGGUUUUUGUUUUGAUUUAAGGGUUUUGUGUGCGCGAAGAUUCGAGGAUGAACGGAAAUUCGUUAGUUCACCUUCCAUCAUCUCCUGGUACAGUACCAUCAUCUUCAGUGGUAAUUGCUUGCCCACGAGCUUCUUCCAAUGGGUUUCUUUGUUUCCCGCCGAAAUCUAGAACUAGGGGUUUUCUGGUCAGAGCUUCUUCUAGCUCUGAUGCAGAACAUGGGCAAUCAUCGUCCUUCUCAGAGGGUAAGGGUCUGCUUACUGUUGUUUUGAAUGUGCCGAGGAAUAUUUGGAGGCAGACUUUACGGCCAUUGAGUGAUUUCGGGUUCGGCCAUCGAAGUGUUUGGGAAGGUGGGGUGGGUUUGUUUAUUGUAUCUGGAGCGGCGCUUCUUGCUCUUAGUUUGGUGUGGUUGCGAGGAUUUCAGAUGCGACCAAAGUUCCGGAAAUAUCAGACUGUCUUUGAGUUUCCUCAGGCCUCUGGAAUUUGCACAGGAACCACUGUUAGAAUCCGCGGAGUAAAUGUCGGUAAUGUAAUCCGUGUCAAUCCUUCCUUGAAGAACAUUGAAGCUGUUGCUGAGAUUGAUGAUGACAAGAUAAUUAUCCCGAGGAAUUCGCUGGUAGAGGUAAAUCAGUCUGGUCUUCUGAUGGAAACUAUGAUUGACAUUACUCCAAGGGAUCCAAUUCCAGGUCCUUCAGUCGGGCCUUUGCAUCCUGAAUGUGAUAAAGAAGGCUUGAUUGUGUGCGAUUGGCAAAAGAUAAUGGGAUAUCAAGGAAUCCAACCACUGCUUUCAGAGUUUUGUGAUAGUGGCUUGCUCAAGGAAGUUGAGAAUCUAACUCAAAACCUAACACAAGAUUCUGAGGAUUUGAGAAAGGUUAAUUCAUCCAUUAUGACUCCUGAGAACACUGAACUCAUUCAGAAGUCAAUCUACAGUCUGAUUUUCACUUUGAAGAACAUCGAGGGCCGGUCUAUGGGUUGGAUCUGUAACGCGGUAUCGUCCUUUUCUAUCAGCCAAAGUUUGUAGAAGUAAGGUUGAUGCGGCUCGGUGGUUUCAUCUGAAGAUGAUGCCAGUGGUGAUAUUUUCUUACGGGACGGCUUGGCGAUAUACAUCGUGUUAACGUCAGGGCCUUGUAAGGUAUCGAUAUCCGUUCUUCCACAACAUUUUACCUGUCACUUGCAAUGCAGAGACAUUUGGUGAAAUUGGAAAUGAAUCUUCUUGGUGGGGAUAUUGGAUUCUAAAUCUCUUGAUAUGUUUGGGAAAGUCUUGAGAAGCCUUCAAGAGAAGGGUUACUUCAUAUUGAAAUCGUCCGGCCUCCCUUGAGCGAGUGAUUGAUUGGUGAAUGGUUUUGGACAGGUCAUCGCAAACGAUGUUUUUGUACGAUAUACAGAAUACAGAUGAUGUGUUAGUAUAAAUGGUAUGUAGGCUGUUAUCUUACGAAAUGUUACCUUUUUUA
This is a messenger RNA of Tarenaya hassleriana, 1782 nucleotides long. Its product is annotated as protein TRIGALACTOSYLDIACYLGLYCEROL 2, chloroplastic-like. Gene Ontology annotation, molecular function: phospholipid binding; lipid carrier activity. Gene Ontology annotation, cellular component: chloroplast inner membrane. NCBI's taxonomy places the organism in Eukaryota, Viridiplantae, Streptophyta, Magnoliopsida, Brassicales, Cleomaceae. The coding region runs from base 381 to 1352 and encodes 323 amino acids. The record is from RefSeq and is a predicted model, not a curated record. The transcript is spliced from 5 exons.